AUGUCGUUGUCCAAAACCGAGCCGUUCCCAGUUGGGGCAGUACUUCAUGGGCGCUCAGGCCGGAGAUACGGCAUUGAGGAGAUCCUUUCUGAACGCCGCGAUCCACUGUUGUGUGUUUACCGGGCGAGGUACGUGAGAACAAGCAACCCCUCCACGAAGCUUGCACUGACAAGUGAACUCUAUCUAUCUAGUGUUGGAGCGGAGAAAUUCGUCCUCAAAAACAUGAUACCGGGCGAUUUUGAAUACAAUCAAGAUCUGCAAAACUAUGUGGCUUCGUGCCCCAACCUGCGGACAGCAAUUGACGCCGUUCCUGACUUCGAGCUCCUCGUCUACCCUUUUCUUGCCGGCGACCUUUUUGCAUUCUCAAAAGCGCUCUUCGUGGACUGGCUGGGCUCCACGAAAAGGGCAUCAUCCAUACUGUUCAACUUCCUCCUCAGUCGAUUACAACCACGUUUCUGUGGCUGCCACCCAGGUCCUGACGUUCUUGCAGACAUCAAACCCAACAACAUCCUUCUCGACUACGAUGUUGCAGGGGACGACAUUACAGUCCGAAAUGUCCAGGUCUCCGAUCUGGAGGACGCCGUGGUCAUUCCGCCCGGUAAGAACCUAAAGGACUGCCUCCGUGGCAACCAGCUGUGGCGGAGCCCCGAGUCUUGGGUGCGAGCCCGGCAGAGCACGCCGUCCGACAUCUACUCCUUUGGCGUGGUGAUCAUUUACGUGAUGCUCAAUGAGAUGGUUUUCCGCGCAAGGGACGAAGAGCUGGCUGCCAAGGACGCCUGGCGGCACGUACUCCGGAGGCACAUCUCGUAUUUCGCAGACGAUGGUGGCAUUAAGGGCCUGCUUUCGCACAUCGGCGAGGAUAACCCAUUUUUUGACCGGCUCAUUGACCUCGCGGCCGAGUUUGGCGCAAGCAGGCCGAGGUCGCCGUUUGCACUGUGGCAAUAUGUGGACGAAGAGCUCAGGGACUUGAUUGGCAAAAUGACGAAUUUCGAUCCGGCGAGGAGGAUUACUGCGCACGAGGCGCUCGAGCACCCUUGGUUCAGCAAGGGUAGUAGUGAUUGACGAGAUUAAGAAUUGGAGGUUUGAUAUGGGUUCCGAGUCGAUUUUACCGACAGGAACGGUCGUGUUCCGCUGACUGAUGUUCAUCGACACUCAGCAUUUGCCGAAUUUGGUGUUGAUGAUAUUUGUAUGCGAGGCGCUCUGGCGGGAUGUGACAAAUGCCCAGCCACGUGCUUGCGAACGGAUUUGACACUAGUCGGCUGUCUUGGAGAUGGCGUCGAGAUGAUACACAGAGGCGGGGAAACUGGCACAGCCAUCGUGGCAUCCUGCAAGAUCACCUCGGAUAGUUGCGAGUGCGU
This is a messenger RNA of Colletotrichum destructivum, 1358 nucleotides long. RefSeq names its product Putative protein kinase. Gene Ontology annotation, biological process: mitotic DNA damage checkpoint signaling; protein phosphorylation. Gene Ontology annotation, molecular function: ATP binding; protein serine/threonine kinase activity. Lineage: Eukaryota; Fungi; Ascomycota; Sordariomycetes; Glomerellales; Glomerellaceae. The transcript has 3 exons. The record is from RefSeq and is a predicted model, not a curated record. The coding region runs from base 1 to 1062 and encodes 353 amino acids. Gene Ontology annotation, cellular component: nucleus.